AAAAUUUCAAAGUCUGUCCGUGGUCCGCCUACCUAAUUUGUAAAUGAAAAAUUAAAAAAAAAUAUAUUUUCGCGCCUGCGCAGCAGUGCCUAUUUGGUGCCUAUUGUGAUAAUAUUGGUUAAAGCUCAUUUGUUUUACCAAUUUAUUGCAUAUAUAUUGAAUGUAUAUGUGGGAUAAAACAAUAAGAAUUUUAUAUGUAAACAAAUUAUGGAGCAGAAUAUUUUUGUUGCAUCGAACUCAACAACUUCGAUAAUUCCCUCUGAAGUUACAACUACACAUAUUAUUGAAGAAGGUCCAAGGGUAUGUCCUCUAUGUUCUUCGGAAAUAAGAUAUUUCUUUAUAAACUUAAAUGAGAAAAUGUUAAUGUGUGAAAACAUGGAAUGUGAGUUUCCAUUCGGCUUCGAGGAGCUUCAGUUUAUAAAACUUGAUAACGACGAAGAUAUGAGCGACGUUGUUUCCAUACAAACAAAACCCACCCGAGCAUCACCUAUGCCGACUGGAUCGGUUAUAUCAACUGCUGCCUGGUCGGAAAUAGACAAAAUGAACAAGAUAUAUGAAUCCGAGGAAAGCCAGCUAGAUCCUCGCUCGUUUCACUUACAAAGAAACAAAAAGAAAAUCAAAAAGGACUCGAAAGUAAGCGAAAUAGAGAUCAACAAAAACGUUGAAGACAUAAAAUGUCUCAAUAUGGAGUUGAUGGAGAUAUCUGAAUCGAAUAAAAUUAUCAAGAACGAAAAAUGGAUUAAAAAUUUAAUGACCCUUCAAGGUAAGUCCGGUUUUAAGCUUUUGAAGCCGGAGGAAAUGAAAUGCGUGAAGCAAGAUGAAAGGGAAUUGAAAAUAGACAUCGACACAAACGAUAAUACUAUGUCUUCAAUAAAUAUACAGAUAGCUGAGUAA
Messenger RNA from Melitaea cinxia (Glanville fritillary), 894 nucleotides. RefSeq lists its product as uncharacterized. NCBI's taxonomy places the organism in Eukaryota, Metazoa, Arthropoda, Insecta, Lepidoptera, Nymphalidae. The record is from RefSeq and is a predicted model, not a curated record. The coding region runs from base 208 to 894 and encodes 228 amino acids. The transcript has 3 exons.